AUGGCUCAGAACUGCAGUUUGUUUCCAGACUUUCUAUUUCUAGGACUUUCUGACAAGCAAGAUGUGCAGCUGGGGCUUUUUCUUCUGUUCCUCCUUGUUUAUGGCACCACUGUGAUCGCCAAUCUAGGGAUGAUCUUGCUGAUCAAGAUGGAUCCGAGACUUCACACGCCCAUGUAUUACUUCCUGAGCAAUCUGUCUUUUUGUGAUGUGUGCUACUCUUCCACUGUCUCUCCUAAGAUGUUGUCUGAUUUUUUAUCCGAGCAAAAGAGAAUUCCAUAUAAUGUUUGUGCCAUUCAAAUGUAUUUUUUCGGGGCCUUUGCGGACAUGGAAUGUCUCAUGUUGGCUGUCAUGGCCUAUGAUCGUUACGUAGCCAUCUGCAAUCCGCUUCUUUACACCAUUGCCAUGUCUGGGAGGUUGUGUACACAACUAGUAGCUGUUGUCAUCACCGUAGGCUUGGUGGAUUCAGCCAUCCACACAAGCUGCACAUUUCGACUGUCCUUCUGCAAUUCAAACGUCAUCAAUCACUUUUUCUGUGACAUUCCACCCUUGCUGGCCCUCUCUGACUCAGACACUUCUGUUAAUGAGAUAGUGAUGUUCACGUUCAUUGGCUGUGUUGUGGGGUUCAGCAUCGUCACUGUCUUCCUCUCCUAUAGUUACAUCAUCACUACCAUUCUUCGGAUGAAAUCAGCUGAGGGCCGGCGCAAAGCCUUCUCUACCUGUGCCUCCCACUUAGCAGCAGUAGCUGUGUUUCAUGGAACUCUACUGUUCAUGUAUUUCCGACCCAGCUCAAGUUACUCAAUGGACACAGACAAAAUGGCCUCUGUUUUCUACACAGUUGUCAUUCCUAUGUUAAACCCACUGAUCUACAGCUUAAGGAAUAAGGAUGUGAAAGAUGCUGUCAGAAAAGCAAUCCAAACUAUAGUGUCUUCUGGGUGA
Ochotona curzoniae (black-lipped pika) is the source of this 936-nucleotide messenger RNA. Its product is annotated as olfactory receptor 5W2-like. Gene Ontology annotation, cellular component: membrane. Gene Ontology annotation, biological process: sensory perception of smell; G protein-coupled receptor signaling pathway. Gene Ontology annotation, molecular function: G protein-coupled receptor activity; olfactory receptor activity; odorant binding. The record is from RefSeq and is a predicted model, not a curated record. NCBI's taxonomy places the organism in Eukaryota, Metazoa, Chordata, Mammalia, Lagomorpha, Ochotonidae. The coding region runs from base 1 to 936 and encodes 311 amino acids. The transcript has a single exon.